This is a messenger RNA of Dendrobium catenatum, 1601 nucleotides long. RefSeq names its product E3 ubiquitin-protein ligase RGLG3. The transcript is spliced from 11 exons. The coding region runs from base 22 to 1002 and encodes 326 amino acids. The record is from RefSeq and is a predicted model, not a curated record. NCBI's taxonomy places the organism in Eukaryota, Viridiplantae, Streptophyta, Magnoliopsida, Asparagales, Orchidaceae.
UUUCCUUCUCGUCACUGUUUCAUGAAUCACAGAAGCAGAAAUCAGCAGAAACCUGCUUUUAUAGCAGACAAUUUUAAUUCGCUCGAACAGGUAACAUCAGCAUUGAGAGAAUCUGGUCUUGAAUCAUCAAAUUUAAUCCUCGGCAUUGACUUCACAAAAAGCAAUGAAUGGACAGGAAGGCGUUCAUUUGGAAGGAAAUCUCUACAUGCUAUUGGUAGCACCCCUAACCCAUAUGAGCAAGCCAUUUCUAUUAUAGGACGCACCCUUUCUGCCUUUGAUGAAGACAGUUUGAUACCUUGUUUUGGAUUUGGUGACGCAUCCACUCGUGAUCAAUAUGUCUUCAGCUUCUUUGCCGAUCAUCGACCUUGUCAUGGUUUUGUGGAGGCCCUUGAGCGAUAUAGGCAGAUUGCUCCUCAUCUUAACCUAUCAGGGCCAACCUCAUUUGCUCCGUUGAUUCACGCAGCAAUUGAUAUUGUUGAUAGGAGUAACGGACAAUACCAUGUGCUUGUGAUUAUUGCUGAUGGGCAGGUUACCAGAAACCCAGACGUACCAAAAGGGAGUUUCAGUCUUCAAGAACGUGCAACAAUAGAUGCUAUUGCUCAUGCAAGUCUCUAUCCUCUUUCAAUCAUUAUGGUUGGUGUGGGUGAUGGACCUUGGCAUGCGAUGCAGCAGUUUGAUGAUAGCAUUCCUCAGAGAGAAUUUGAUAACUUUCAGUUUGUAAACUUCACGAAGAUCAUGUCAUCAAGCAUGGAAAUAAGAAAGAUGGAAGCAGCAUUUGCUUUAGCUGCUCUUAUGGAAAUUCCAUUUCAAUAUAAAGCAACUCAAGUCCUAAGACCUAUAAAAAAAAGAGUAGGUCAAGUUAGCGCAUCACCAGUUCGUCCUCGUCCCUCUCAAGUUGUUGAAAUGGAUAAUGCAGCGAAUUCGGCAUCAAGUAGCAUAAGUACUCCAACGGAGCAGAUUGCCUUUUGCUGCUGCUCUUGUAGGCCUGUCCUAUUUGCUUAACAAACCAGAAGGACAUGACAUUUGGAUGCGGUCAUCUGACUUGCAAGAGCUGUGGUGCAACAUUAGAAAGAUGCCCCAUAUGUCGAGCAGCGAUAACCGUGCGUGUGAGGCUUUACGUUUGAUGAUAGAAUAAUGCAACACUGGAGAACGCAGCUAAAUCAUUCGUAUGAAGACUAAGGUUUUGUUUGGGACGGUUUUCUUGCUACUUCUUAAAGCAGCUUUUUAGUUCAAUAAUUAAAAUUUAUGUACUAGAAAGAUGCUUUAAGAAGCAACAAAAAAGCUGUUCCAAACGAAGCCUAAGACUUCGUUUGGGACGAUUUUUUUACUGGUUCUUAAAGCAGUUUUUCAGUAUAAAAAUUUUUGUACUGAAAAGUUGCUUUAAGAAGUAAUAAGGAAGUUUUCGUAAACCAAACCUAAAGUUAUCAGUCUUGUGCAGUAUUUUUCUUAGUUUUAAACACUUGCGUGUAUCUUCUGUGUGCCUUCGGAAUUUGGCUUCCAAGGAUUCGAAAAGGAUAUAAAGUGAACCAGUUGCAUCAAGGACUACUCAUUUGGUUCAAGGAAUCUAUCAGAGUAGCUUCCAACCUGUUAUUAUUUUCGUA